AUGGAGGCUACCAGUGGAACUGAUGAGCCGCCGGAUAUUGAGAUGGCUUGGGCCGUGAGAGCAAUGCAACAUGCUGAAGUCUACUACAAGCUGAUUUCAUCAGUUGACCCACAAUUCCUGAAACUCACCAAAGUGGAUGACCAGAUCUAUUCUGAAUUCCGGAAAAAUUUUGAGAAACUCAGGAUAGAUAUAUUGGACCCAGAAGAACUCAAAUCAGAAUCAGCCAAAGAGAAAUGGAGGCCAUUCUGCUUGAAGUUUGAUGGGAUCGUAGAAGAUUUCAACUAUGGUACUUUGCUGCGACUAGACUGUUCUCAGGGCUACACUGAGGAAAACACCAUCUUUGCCCCCAGGAUACAAUUUUUUGCUAUUGAAAUUGCUCGGAACCGGGAAGGCUAUAACAAAGCAGUUUUUAUCAGUGUUCAGGACAAAGAAGGAGAGAAUGAAGCCAACAAUGGAGGAGAGAAAGGAGCUGACAAUGGAGGAAAAAAGGAAAGAGUCAACAGAGAAGGAGAAAAAGCUGACAAAGACAGCAACAAAACUGGUGAAACAGCUAUGUAAGGUAGAUAGUAAGUAGCACUCUAGAAGCUACGACUCAGCUGAGCCUACGAGUACCAUGGUGCUUUUUGCACAAACUGUUUUGGUUGAAUAUACAAUCGAAGGACCCUCAAAAGGAUGUCUUUCUAGUCUGAUAAUCAGGAGUUGCUUUGGUAAUUUACUUACUGGCUUAAAAACUAUUAUUGGGGUCUUAGUUAAUUAUUUUAUGGUGUGUUCUUUUUUUGGCUGUCACCACUGGUCAAGUCAGAAAGUUUGUAAAUAAAUUCUUUUGGCUCUUA
This is a messenger RNA of Nycticebus coucang (slow loris), 833 nucleotides long. Its product is annotated as protein PBDC1-like. The transcript has a single exon. Bases 1 to 558 code for a protein of 185 amino acids. Lineage: Eukaryota; Metazoa; Chordata; Mammalia; Primates; Lorisidae. Gene Ontology annotation, cellular component: cytoplasm. The record is from RefSeq and is a predicted model, not a curated record.